Molecule: messenger RNA, 2089 nt
Organism: Lontra canadensis (Northern American river otter)
Lineage: Eukaryota; Metazoa; Chordata; Mammalia; Carnivora; Mustelidae
Gene: ACVR1C
Product: activin A receptor type 1C
Exons: 9
Coding region: 142-1623 (493 amino acids)
Biological process (GO): cellular response to growth factor stimulus; nervous system development; protein phosphorylation
Cellular component (GO): plasma membrane; activin receptor complex
Molecular function (GO): activin receptor activity, type I; ATP binding
Source: RefSeq, a predicted model, not a curated record
GCCAACCGCGCUCUUUAAAAAGGUGACGGGGCUGUGCUUCCAUCCCGCCCGCGCCCAGGGAACUUCAAAGCGGCCCGGGCGGCUCGGACCGCCUAGCUCCGCUCUGGGACCUCGCAGCCCCGGCGCGGCCGCCUGGUGGCCAUGACCCGAGCGCAGUGCGCGACGCUCCGCCAGGCUUUCCUGUUGCUCGCCACCGCCGCCGCGCUCUCGACAGGAUUGAAGUGUGUAUGUCUUCUGUGUGACUCUUCAAACUUUACCUGCCAAACUGAAGGAGCAUGCUGGGCUUCAGUUAUGUUGGCCAAUGGAAAAGAGCAGGUGAUCAAGUCCUGUGUCUCUCUCCCAGAACUGAACGCUCAAGUCUUCUGCCAUAGUUCCAACAAUGUUACCAAAACCGAAUGCUGCUUCACAGACUUUUGCAACAACAUAACACUGCACCUUCCAAUGGCAUCUCCAAAUGUCCCCAAACUUGGACCCAUGGAGUUGACCGUUGUCAUUACUGUACCAGUCUGCCUCCUGUCCUUGGCCACAGUUUUGACCAUCUGGGCAUGCCAAGGUCGACCGUGCACAAACAGGAAGAAAAAGAGACAGAAUGUGGAGGAACCCCUCUCCGAGUGCAAUCUGGUAAAUUCUGGAAAAACUCUCAAAGAUCUGAUUUAUGAUGUGACUGCCUCUGGAUCUGGCUCUGGUCUACCUCUGUUGGUUCAAAGAACAAUUGCAAGGACAAUCGUACUUCAGGAGAUAGUGGGAAAAGGUAGAUUUGGUGAGGUCUGGCAUGGAAGAUGGUGUGGGGAAGAUGUGGCUGUAAAAAUCUUCUCCUCCAGAGAUGAAAGAUCUUGGUUUCGGGAGGCAGAAAUUUAUCAGACGGUUAUGCUGCGACAUGAAAACAUACUUGGUUUCAUUGCUGCUGACAACAAAGAUAAUGGAACUUGGACUCAACUUUGGCUUGUCUCUGAAUAUCAUGAACUGGGUUCCUUAUAUGACUAUUUGAAUAGAAACAUAGUGACUGUGGCUGGCAUGAUCAAACUGGCCCUUUCAAUAGCUAGUGGCCUGGCCCACCUACAUAUGGAGAUCGUUGGUACACAAGGUAAACCUGCUAUUGCUCAUCGAGAUAUAAAAUCAAAGAAUAUCUUAGUGAAAAAAUGCGAAACAUGUGCCAUAGCAGACUUAGGGCUGGCUGUGAAGCAUGAUUCAGUACUGAACACAAUUGACAUACCUCAGAAUCCUAAAGUGGGAACCAAAAGGUAUAUGGCUCCUGAAAUGCUGGAUGAUACAAUGAAUGUGAAUAUCUUUGAGUCUUUCAAACGAGCUGACAUCUAUUCUCUUGGUCUGGUUUAUUGGGAAAUAGCCCGAAGGUGUUCAGUUGGAGGAAUUGUUGAGGAGUACCAGUUGCCUUAUUAUGACAUGGUGCCUUCAGAUCCUUCAAUAGAGGAAAUGAGGAAGGUUGUUUGUGACCAGAAGUUUCGGCCAAGUAUCCCAAACCAGUGGCAAAGCUGUGAAGCCCUCCGAGUCAUGGGGAGAAUAAUGCGGGAAUGUUGGUAUGCCAAUGGGGCAGCCCGCCUAACGGCCCUUCGUAUUAAGAAGACUAUCUCUCAACUUUGUGGCAAAGAAGACUGCAAAGCCUAAUGAUGAUUCUGUUAAAAAGAAAUCUCUUACAGCUUUUUUUUUUUCUCAUUUUCCCUCUUUAUGUGAAUGUUUUUGCCUUUUUUUGGUUGUUGUUCUACCUCAAAGAUAAUGCAGUACAGUAUUUAAGGGCCCAAAGGCAGCAUGGAAAAAAUAACUCUGAAGUCAAGCAUGGGCAGGAAUUGACUUCAUCCCAUCUCUGUGUUGUCUUUAAUUUUCUUUUGAAAAGCACCACAUCAGUUCAUCUUUUUAUUUAAUAAGAGAGAUAUUGCAGAAAUAUAAAAUAAGCUAUAUAAAACUAAUACAAGUCAUUAAGAUUUUAUUUUACUUGAAUCAAGAACACAUGAAUGAAGAAAAGGAAAUGUAAAAGCUUUUUUUUUUCUGAGAUGAAAACACCUUCAUUAAAAGUGUGAACUAGAGCAAGUUAUAUCUCAGCAGAAGUUUAGAUUAUAUAAUCUGCUGUUUUCUU